AUGGAAGCGAGUACAGAGGUAGUUGAAGAUUCCCAAAUGGACGUAGAUCAAUGCGAAGAAGAUAAAGCUAAGGAGGAGGAAGAUCCAUUUCUCAAUUUCGUCGAUCUAGCAAGAUCGGAGCUAUUGUCGCUCGAAGAUGAUUCAAACCGAGAUGAUUUUGAUACAUCUGGAUAUGGCUGGAGCUGGAUCGUUUCUCACAUUCUCAAAACUUGCAUUGCUUAUUCAAGCGGUGUCACUCCCGCGAUUUUGCUCUCUGAACUCUCUCAGGCAUGGAGUGAGCAUCGCAGGAUUGUUGUACCGAAGAAGAGACUGGAAUUAAUUAACCAUCUCAAGAAAAAUAAUAGAAGGACGAAGCUUCCUAACACUGUUACGAUUGACUCUAUUUAUGCGAAAAAAUUCAUUGCUUUGAACAGUGUUUUGGAAGCUGUUAUUAUCGAUGCUUAUGUACUUCCAGGCACAAACAUCCACAUGCUUACAUUAGGGGAUUAUUGGAGCUCUAAUAUCAUAGAUCUCUACCUUCACCGUAGCAGAUUCUAUGACUUGGCAGGCCUGCCAAGUGGAAUUCUGAAGAAAGGGAGAGAGGUUCUCCUCACAGGCUGCUACCUCCGAACUACCGCAGAAAGUUCUGGUCAUCCACGUCUUUUGCCAACAGAGUAUCUCGUGAUUCUAUUAGAUGAGAAUCAGGAUGAUGAUGCAAUGCUGCUAGGAGCUCAGUUUUGUUCAGACUCCUUCUCUUCAAUUUCGCUGGAGGCAGUAAGCAAUGGGGCUUCUUAUUCACUUUAUGCCAGGAUUGAAAAUAUUGAAUCUGCGGAAAUUCGAGGGAAUUUUGGGACCUCGCAAAGAAAACAAAUUACUCUUGUUGAUGGUGAUGGUGUUGCAUUAAAUUUCUUCUUAUGGAGCGAGCAGGUUCUCCUUGCCAAUCUUUUCAGAGUAGGAUGCAUGCUUGCCCUGGACAAACCUUACGUUGCCAGUUCUGCAGAGUGUGGUAUUCAAACAAACGAGGAAUUUUGCCUUGAAUAUGGAAGUGCAACACAAUUAUAUUUGGUGCCUUAUAUUCAGCAUGAAGAACAGGUGUGCUUAACUUUGACACCAAACCGCCAUCAAGGUUCAAAGCAAAUUGGUUCGUAUAAUCCCACUCAGGGUCUCAAGGUCUCUCAAGUGAGCUUGCCUUGUGAUUCUCAGGGUACCAUAGAUUUCAGCAAUUACCCUUUUCGGUCAUUUGUGACUGACCUUCGUGACAAGAUGACUGGCAUCAGCCUCUAUGGUGUUGUUACAGAAAUUAGCAAAGAAGAUAAUACCCAGAAAACUGUUUUUUCUUUAAGAAUCACAGAUACUAGCGGAGAAAUCAGGGCAAAGCUUCAUUUUACCAGACUUUGGUCAUUGGGAAGAGUGAGUCUCGGUCACACGGUAUUUAUAUCUGGCUUGACAUGCACAGCGUUGAAACGACAAAAACGUCUGGAAUUGUCAUGGUUUGAGAAUGGCACCGGGGCUUCUUUCAUCAAUCUCAGUUGUUUACCAGCAAUGAUCAACUCAUCUUGCCUUUAUAAAGUAUUCCAACUCUCUGAUAUUUCUAACCAGACUUUCUACGCCCAAGUAUGCCGAGUCUGGCUUGUUCCGAAUCAAUAUUAUUACGUGAAUACAAGAUUUUCGCAUUCUCUCUGCGGUCACUUUGUCGACGAGAAAACCAUGAAAUGCAGUUUCUGUCAUGUAAUUUCUGAUGCAGAGGCCGUGCGCUCUUUCCAUUUGAAAAUUACCCUAGCAGAUAAGAGCGCGAAAGUUUUAGCAUGGUGCACUGGUCAAACUGCCAUGGAUUUAUUGCAGAUAUCUCCUGACGAGUUUUGUGACCUUCCUGAGGAAGAACAAUUGAUGUAUCCCUCGUCGUUAGAAAAUGAAAAGUUUAUGGUUGCAUUGGUAAAUUGUAAGCGGGAAGGCUGUGUGACAUAUGACCUUUUGCCGGACAAUUCAGUUUCGUGGGAAAUCACUCGUGCAUACAAGUAUGAAUAA
Molecule: messenger RNA, 2004 nt
Organism: Vicia faba (fava bean)
Lineage: Eukaryota; Viridiplantae; Streptophyta; Magnoliopsida; Fabales; Fabaceae
Source: the annotation of a GenBank genome assembly